Molecule: messenger RNA, 990 nt
Organism: Sparassis crispa
Lineage: Eukaryota; Fungi; Basidiomycota; Agaricomycetes; Polyporales; Sparassidaceae
Product: Ribose-phosphate pyrophosphokinase 2
Exons: 7
Coding region: 1-990 (329 amino acids)
Biological process (GO): ribonucleoside monophosphate biosynthetic process; 5-phosphoribose 1-diphosphate biosynthetic process; purine nucleotide biosynthetic process
Cellular component (GO): ribose phosphate diphosphokinase complex; cytoplasm
Molecular function (GO): magnesium ion binding; ribose phosphate diphosphokinase activity
Source: RefSeq, a predicted model, not a curated record
AUGCUUCGCGGUAAUUCUGUAAGGAUAUUGACGGGGAACAGUCACCCCGAGCUCGCCCAUGCGGUGGCCGAGCGGCUCAACGUGCCCUUGACACCCUGCAAGGUCAAAAAGUUUUCGAAUGGCGAAAUUGGCGUCACAAUAUCGGAAUCUGUCCGCGACGAGGACGUGUUCAUCAUCCAGUCCGGAUGCAGCGAUGUCAACGACAACCUGAUGGAGCUCCUCAUCCUCAUCUCUGCCUGCAAGGGGUCGUCUGCGAGACGCAUUACCGCGGUUAUCCCGUGCUUUCCGUAUGCGAGGAUGGACAAGAAGGACAAGUCUCGUGCACCCAUCACUGCGAAGCUCGUUGCGAACAUGCUGGCGGUUGCAGGAUGCGACCAUGUCAUCACAAUGGAUCUCCAUGCUAGCCAAAUUCAGGGUUUUUUUGAUUUCCCUGUGGACAAUUUGUACUCCGAACCCCUGAUGAUUGCAUACAUCAAGAGGCACAUAGAGGAUUGGAAAAACGGCAUCAUCGUGAGUCCAGAUGCGGGCGGUGCAAAAAGAGUUACAGCAAUUGCAGAUAAGCUGGGUGUUGAAUUUGCCUUGAUUCACCGAGAGCGAACCGGGAAUUCAGCUAAAUCGCCUGAAAAAAUGGAGGUUCUUGUAGGCGACGUUCGCGGCAAGGUUGCUAUACUCGUAGACGAUAUGAUAGAUAGCGGGGUUACGCUCAUCCUCGCUGCUCGCUCACUUAAGGAGAAUGGAGCAGAGAAGGUUUACGCCCUCAUUUCACAUGGAUUGUUGUCCGAGACCAAUAUGAACGCGAUCCAAGAGCUUCCCAUAGAGGAGCUUGUGGUUACCAACACCAUACCGCAGGAACAGCACUCGGUCGGGUGCGCAAAGUUGGUCACCAUAGACGUGAGCCCGACGAUCGCGGAGAGCAUUCGCAGGACUCACAACGGAGAGAGCAUCAGUCUUCUCUUCGGAGAUUGGACAGGCCAAGGCGUAGGGUUUUGA